Messenger RNA from Clarias gariepinus (North African catfish), 3071 nucleotides. RefSeq names its product WD repeat, sterile alpha motif and U-box domain containing 1 (gene wdsub1). Gene Ontology annotation, biological process: protein ubiquitination. The transcript is spliced from 13 exons. Gene Ontology annotation, molecular function: ubiquitin-protein transferase activity; protein binding. NCBI's taxonomy places the organism in Eukaryota, Metazoa, Chordata, Actinopteri, Siluriformes, Clariidae. The record is from RefSeq and is a predicted model, not a curated record. Bases 65 to 1546 code for a protein of 493 amino acids.
CGUGACCGUCCGCGUGACGUAUUAAGUAAUCAGGAAGUGAAGGCUCGAGACAACUGGGGUGAAAAUGGUGUCUCUGAUCUGUACGGUCCAAGGACACCGUGAUGAUGUGAACUGCUGCGCCUUCUCCGCCGCGCUCCUUGCCACCUGCUCGGCGGAUAAAACCGUGCGACUCUACUCCACCCAGGACUUCACCGAGCUCCCGUUCUCGCCGCUCUCGGGCCACGGGUACGGCGUGCACUGCUGCUGCUUCAGCCCGUGCGGCCAGUACCUGGCGUCCUGCUCCACCGACGCCACCACGGUGGUGUGGAACACGGGCAGCGGGGAGAUCGAGGCCGUGCUCGAGCAUCCGGGCAGAAGUCCGGUCAGGGUGUGCGCCUUCUCGCCCGACUCCUCCUGUCUGAUCUCAGGGGCGUCAGACGGCUCCGUGGCUCUGUGGGAUUUCCCAUCCAGAACUCUGCGCAGGACCGGCGGCGUUCCCGACACUACCAUGGUGGCGUGUUCCUUCAGUCCGUGCGGUCAGCUGUUCGCUACAGGGUCCACGUAUGGAGACCUGCGUAUCUGGGACCUGAGCAUGAACCAGCUGCAGGCUGAGAAGUACGCCCACGACCUCGGGGUCACCUGCUGCCAGUUUGCUCCGCAGAUCAUGACCGAUAAACCGGGCCGUAUGGUGCAGUUCCGCUUGGCCUCCUGCGGUCAGGACAGCUUGCUGAAGAUCUGGUUGGUUUCUCAGAACUUCUCCAGAGGUUGUAAGAUGCAGCUGGUACACACACUGUCGGGUCAGAUGUCUCCAGUCCUGUGCUGUGCCUACUCUGCAGACGGACAGCUGUUAGUCUCUGGGUCGAUGGAUAAGACUGUGGCGGUUUAUGAAGCAAUUGGUGGAGUCCUGCUCUAUACUCUGAAUCAGCACGAGAGGUACGUGACGGCAUGCGCGUUCUCCCCGAUCGCCCCCCUCAUAGCGGCGGGUUCCAUGGACAAAACGGUGACCGUGUGGCGGGUGGAGGACGGCUGCAGCACUCAGGGUGCUGGACCUGAGGGCAAAUGUCUUCCAGAUGAAGUUCCUUGCGGCUCACAGGAAGCAGGCAGAAAGUGGGCGGGUCAUUCCAGGCUGACGGUGAGCGAUUGGUCGGAGGACGAUGUGUCGGCAUGGUUACGGGAGGAGGGCCUAGAGGGUGUCGUCGACACGUUCAGGGCCAACAACAUCGAUGGAGCGGAACUGCUCUCGCUCAGCAAGGAGAGCCUUAGCUCGGAGCUUCGUAUAGAGUCGCUGGGUUUGCGCAGUAAAAUCAUGCGGAAGAUCGAGGAGCUGAAGGUGGCGCCGGUAUCAGACGGCGUUCCUGACGAGUUCCUCUGCCCCAUCACGCACGAGGUCAUGAAGGACCCCGUCAUCGCUGCAGAUGGCUACUCCUACGAGCGCGACGCCAUCGAGAGCUGGAUCAAGACCAAGAGCCGCUCGAGCCCCAUGACCAACCUGCCUCUGCAGACCACGCUGCUUACCCCCAACCGCACCCUCAAAAUGGCCAUCUGUCGCUGGACCAGCAGCCAGUGAUUACACCGCGCGCACACACACACACACUCUCUGUCUCUCUCGCUGAGACGUGGCCUGAGGGUCGACCAGAUGUGUAUUUAAUGCUGUAACGACUCUGAAUCCUGUAUGCUGUGAGCGAACCCUAAAUCCUGGAUCGGCCGGCAUCAUAUGAAAAAAAAAAAAAAAAAAAAACCUGCUUCCUCGUCGUCCAGACACCGGCUUACAGCGUGACGCUAAACGCAGGUAGAAGAUUAGAAUGUGCAUUAGAUUUACAGAUUCAUACAUUGAUCAUCAAUUACUUCAUCCAUCUUAGGAUUUUAAUUUCUAUAUUAAUAUUUAAAAAAAUCGAUUUGGGAAAAAGUGCGAUACACAAAAUGAUAUGUUAAACGUUUUAAGUUUUAAUUUGAUCCUGAAUUACCUUAUUAUCUUUGAGAUAUUCUACAUUAAUUAUGCUUUAUGUAACAAGUUUAUCACCUGUCAGAGCUCGACACUCCUCAGGUACUAUAAGUACGACCAUGUACUGAAUGUUACUCGCUGUGUAGCAAGCGCAGAGUGUGACUUAGUGUACAAGAUAAUUCCCAGGAAACGUGAAUUAGAAGUCAGGACGUGGUUGUCGAGGUAAAUAUACAAUAUACAGUGUAUAGCUUUACAUUUACACACUCAGAUUGUAACUAUGUAAUUUUUUCUUUUUUGUAAUUCUUUUUUUAUUUCAUUUUUCCGGUGAGAAAAAUAAUGAUUAAUCAAGUCUUAAUUUGUUUGUUUAAUGUAACUUUGUUCAAAUUACUUUAUAUUGUUAUUUAUGCAUGUAUGAUUUCUCACUCCAAAAUUAUUCUACAGUACUGUAGGUCACAAACUGAUGAUGUCACGUGUUUAUAAGACGUUAGUAUGUUAAUAACACUGAUUUGCAUGACAUUCUCUAUAGUGCACUCGGUGAAAAAUGUGAAAAAUUCUAUUUGCUAGAAUAAAGACGAUCCUGAACUUUAAAGAUUGAUUCCGGCUGUACAACACGCACAACUUUACACAAUAAAUAAAUAACAAUACUCACAAAAAUGACGAGUGAUGCAGUUACUGUAUUGUUUUGGCCUUGCACAGCCAGCUAUAUAACAUAAUGCUAAUUAUUAUCUGCUAAUUAGCCCCAGCCUCCCGUCCAGGCACGGAGAUCACGUGACCUGAUUAUUAUAUAUAUUAAUUUUCUUCAUCCCGACCAUCAUGGUGGACACAUUGAGACAUCUCGCUUUUUACAGAAUCUGCCAAAGAAAAACGUUUACUUGUUGGGGUUUCCGACAUCUUGUUUGUUUUGUUUGCAUCAUCAUUAAUAUUCAUUAGUGUCUGAUAAAAAUGGGUGUGGCGUGUACACCGGAUCAACCUCGUCUGUGUUCAGUCAUUUCAGUGUUUAUACAACACAUUGUGUAUUUGCUAUAGUGACUUCUCUUUAUAUAAAUUUUUUUCUUCUCUUCAUUUAAACACACAUUCUAACACACAUGUAAUGUACAUUUUGAGGACUUUGUGUCAAUCAAUAAACCACCCGAAUCAAUUUUCUCAUGAA